AUCUUGACUUCUUCUCUUCUCAGCAUAACAUUUCAGUAACUCAAGAUGGCUCCACCAGCUAAAUCCGCAGGCAAAGCAAUGAAGAAGUCUGGGAAGGCUCAGAAGAACAUUACUAAAUCUGACAAGAAACGCAAGCCCAAGAGGAAAGAAUCUUACGGUAUUUACAUCUACAAAGUACUGAAGCAGGUGCAUCCCGAUACCGGAGUGUCGUCGAAGGCCAUGAGCAUCAUGAACAGUUUCGUCAACGACAUAUUCGAGCGUAUUGCUUCCGAAUCUAGUCGUCUCUCACACUACAACAAACGUUCCACAAUAACCAGUCGGGAGAUUCAAACCGCCGUCCGCUUGUUGUUGCCUGGAGAAUUGGCCAAGCACGCCGUUAGUGAAGGCACCAAGGCUGUGACCAAGUACACUAGUUCUAAAUAAGGUAACUAUUUCGAUGAGACUUCUUAAAUAAAGAAUUAAAAAGGCCCUUUUCAGGGCUACCAAA
This is a messenger RNA of Cinara cedri, 487 nucleotides long. NCBI's taxonomy places the organism in Eukaryota, Metazoa, Arthropoda, Insecta, Hemiptera, Aphididae. The record is from the annotation of a GenBank genome assembly.